This is a messenger RNA of Sarcophilus harrisii (Tasmanian devil), 2300 nucleotides long. RefSeq names its product transcription factor binding to IGHM enhancer 3 (gene TFE3). Gene Ontology annotation, biological process: regulation of transcription by RNA polymerase II. The transcript is spliced from 9 exons. The record is from RefSeq and is a predicted model, not a curated record. Gene Ontology annotation, cellular component: nucleus. Bases 222 to 1991 code for a protein of 589 amino acids. Gene Ontology annotation, molecular function: RNA polymerase II cis-regulatory region sequence-specific DNA binding; DNA-binding transcription factor activity, RNA polymerase II-specific; protein dimerization activity. Lineage: Eukaryota; Metazoa; Chordata; Mammalia; Dasyuromorphia; Dasyuridae.
GGGAGGGGCAUCCUGGCGAUGAGUCAGGGCCCAGCCCGUGUGGCUGACGCCGGCGCCCGGAGGAGGCCUGAGACCGCCUCCUCCUCUUUCCCCUGGCCGCGUCCGGCUCGGCUCCGCUCGGCUCGGCUGCUGGCCGGCGGGCUGGUGCCGAUGGCGGCCGGCGGGUCGUGAGGGAGCGAACGAUCCCGCGGCCUCCGGCGCCCGUGUCAACGUCCUCGUCCAUGUCGGUGUCCAUGUCGGUAUCUGGGGCGGAGCCGGGCCGGGACUCAGCGGAGCCCGGGAGCGCCGGGCCUGGAGCGCGGGGGACCGCCGGCGCCCCCGCCGUCUUCGUGCUGCUGGAAGAGCGGCGGCCCGGAGGGCCCUCCGGAAGCGGUGGCGGCGGCGGCGGCAACGGCGGCGGCAGCUCGGGUUCGCUGCUCAGCCUGAACUCCCUGCUCCCUGAGUCUGGGAUCGUGGCCGACAUUGAGCUGGAGAACGCCUUAUCCCUGACCCCAGAUAGCUUCUAUGAGCUGAAGAGUCAGCCCCUUCAUUCCAGCCUCCCUUCCCAGGCAGCUCCAGCAGCAUCCUCACAGGCUCCAGCUUCGUCAUCUUUAAUCAUGUCUUCCCGGAUCCUCCUUCGCCAGCAGCUGAUGAGAGCCCAAGCACAAGAGCAAGAGCAGCGGGAGCGUCGGGAGCGGGCGGCUUCCGGCGCGUUCUCUGGCGGCCCGGCCCCUCCGGCGUCCCCGGCCAUCUCGGUGGUAGUUGGGGCUAGCCCUGGUGGCCCUUCUGGUGGGGUGGGGCUUACCCGACCCGCCUCUGCUCAGGUGCCGGUGGAGGUGCUGAAGGUCCAGACACACCUAGAGAACCCUACCCGCUACCACCUGCAGCAGGCCCGGCGCCAGCAGGUCAAACAAUACCUGUCAACUACACUUGGCCCCAAGCUUGCUUCUCAGGCCCUGACACCACCACCUGCUGAGGGUACUUCAGCUGAGAGGUCCCAGCCAGCUGCAGGAAGCGCCCCUAAUAGCCCCAUGGCCCUUCUCAACAUUGGCUCCAGUUCAGAGAAGGAGGUAAGCCCCCAGUGUGACCCUGGGCAGAGUACCAAGCUGAAGUUAAAUCUUCUCCUGCCACCUGGUCUCUUCUCUGGUUCUCAGAUUGAUGAUGUGAUUGAUGAGAUCAUCAGCUUGGAGUCCAGUUAUAAUGAUGAGAUGCUUGGCUACCUGCCUGGAGGCCCUGGGGGACUGCAGCUCCCAAGCACACUGCCCGUUUCUGGGAACCUGCUGGAUGUGUACAGUGGCCCCAGUGCCGUGACCCCAGCUGUCCCUGUCAGCAACUCCUGUCCUGCUGAGCUGACCAGUAUCAAGCAGGAGAUCUCCGAGAAUGAGGCAAAGGCCCUUCUGAAGGAGCGCCAGAAGAAGGACAAUCAUAAUCUUAUUGAACGGCGGAGACGCUUUAACAUCAAUGACCGGAUCAAGGAGCUGGGCACCCUGAUCCCCAAGUCCAGUGACCCGGAAAUCCGAUUGAAUAAGGGAACCAUACUCAAGGCCUCAGUGGACUAUAUCCGAAAACUCCAGAAGGAGCAGCAGAGGGCCAAAGAUCUGGAGAGCCGACAACGGGUGCUGGAACAAGCCAACCGAAGCCUGCAGCUCAGGGUCCAGGAGCUGGAACUCCAAGCACAGAUCCAUGGCCUGCCCUUGUCCCCCGCCUCCAAGGGAGAUCCACUGGAAUGCAGUGCCCCGCAGCCCCUGCCCCCUCCUCCUGAAGCUCUCCUGGAUCUACACUUUCCCGGGGAUCCCCUGGGGGAACUGGGCGAAGAUCCCUUCCAGCUCGGCCUAGAGGACAUUCUGAUGGAGGAGGACGAGGCGGCCACGGCGGCGGGACUCCUAGGCUCAGGGACAGGGCUGUCCCCUCUGCGGGCCGCCACUGACCCCUUGCUUUCCUCUGUCUCCCCGGCCCAGUCCAAGGGGAGCAGCAGCCGGCGGAGCAGUUUCAGCAUGGAGGAGGAGUCCUGAUGAAGCCCCGCCUCCCGGCAGCCCCUUGGCGCAGACGCAUAUGUUCCUACCCCUCCCCUUCCCACUUCCCCCUCCCUUUGGCGGAGAGAAGGGGCGGGGCCUAGGCGGGAAAAGGGCUGCCUCCUCCUUCCUUCCCCCCCCCCCCCCCUUCGGCCCCGGACUUAUAACCGUGGAAGCCCCGUGUAGAUCCUGGAAACUGACAGGCUGCGGGUUGGACUUGGGGGGAGGGGGGAGGGGGGAGGGGGUUGCGGCCCGCGGGCUCCGCUUCUCUUGCAGACACAAUAAAACAUGGCUCAACUUUGUUAAAGA